This is a messenger RNA of Juglans microcarpa x Juglans regia, 1351 nucleotides long. RefSeq names its product proteasome subunit beta type-5. Bases 222 to 1040 code for a protein of 272 amino acids. Lineage: Eukaryota; Viridiplantae; Streptophyta; Magnoliopsida; Fagales; Juglandaceae. Gene Ontology annotation, cellular component: proteasome core complex. The transcript has 8 exons. The record is from RefSeq and is a predicted model, not a curated record. Gene Ontology annotation, molecular function: threonine-type endopeptidase activity.
CUAAGCCCGGCCCAUGUUUACCCGCUCGUCGUCACUUUUGCCUGGAGAACAAGAAACCCAAAACAGUUUUUAGUGUCCGUGCUCCGGAGCAUUCUCUUCAUUUUAAUCGUCUGCAGUCUCUUCUUCGUCUCCGUUCCAUUUAUCUGUCAUAUAGUUUAGGUGUACGUGGAUUGAUUGUUGGAGUCCCAACUCAAAUCCUUUUCACAGUUUAUUGAAAAAAAAUGAAGCUUGAUACUAGUGGUCUUGAAUCAUCUGUUCCAUUGUUCGGGUCAAGCAAUGUACUUAUUGAUGGGAUUUCAGCUGGUCCAUCAUUUGAGAUUCCUGAUACGAUGGACUUUGAUGGCUUUCAGAAAGAGGCUGUACAGAUGGUCAAGCCAGCUAAGGGAACAACCACGCUUGCCUUCAUAUUCAAGGAGGGUGUCAUGGUCGCUGCUGAUUCUCGAGCCAGCAUGGGAGGCUAUAUCUCAUCGCAGUCUGUGAAGAAAAUUAUUGAAAUCAAUCCUUACAUGCUUGGCACUAUGGCUGGAGGAGCUGCUGACUGCCAGUUUUGGCACCGGAAUCUGGGUAUUAAGUGCCGACUGCAUGAAUUGGCAAACAAGCGCAGAAUUUCAGUUACUGGGGCAUCAAAGCUGCUGGCAAACAUUCUGUUCUCUUACCGUGGAAUGGGUCUGUCUGUUGGGACCAUGAUUGCUGGAUGGGAUGAAACGGGACCUGGGCUAUAUUAUGUCGACAGUGAAGGAGGAAGGCUUAAAGGAACACGAUUUUCAGUUGGCUCUGGUUCACCCUAUGCUUAUGGUGUGCUGGAUAAUGGCUACCGGUAUGAUAUGUCAAUCGAAGAAGCUGCAGAGUUGGCUAGACGGGCUAUUUAUCAUGCAACAUUCCGUGAUGCGGCCAGUGGUGGAGUUGCUAGCGUUUAUUAUGUGGGGCCCGAUGGGUGGAAGAAGCUCUCUGGGGAUGAUGUUGGGGAACUUCAUUACAAAUACUAUCCAGUUAUGCCAACUACAGUGGAACAGGAAAUGGUUGAAGUGGCUGGGGCGUAAGGAUCGCAGGAACUUGGGGACAAUGCGAUGAGCUUUCUUACUUUAGGGAGGCCAGGCUCCAUUACAAGGGAAAAAAAAUGGUUGAAGUGCAUGUCUUUGCAUUUGAUCUUUGAAACAAUUCGUAGAUAGACUCGUCUUUCGUUCAAUGUUACGGGAGCCCUCAUCAUUCAUGGCUGUUUAAAACUUUAAUGUUGUUUAUUGUUGCUGAUGUUCUUAACCAAAUUCUAGCUUGGUCAUAGACUCAAAUUGGAUUUUAAUCUCUGUAGCUGUGGUUUCUGAAUGAUUCUAGUUGUUUUCUUUGCUCAUGGAAA